Oncorhynchus tshawytscha (Chinook salmon) is the source of this 2266-nucleotide messenger RNA. Its product is annotated as G2/mitotic-specific cyclin-B2. Bases 867 to 2105 code for a protein of 412 amino acids. Gene Ontology annotation, biological process: mitotic cell cycle phase transition; regulation of cyclin-dependent protein serine/threonine kinase activity. Gene Ontology annotation, molecular function: cyclin-dependent protein serine/threonine kinase regulator activity. Gene Ontology annotation, cellular component: cytoplasm; cyclin-dependent protein kinase holoenzyme complex; nucleus. The record is from RefSeq and is a predicted model, not a curated record. The transcript is spliced from 6 exons. NCBI's taxonomy places the organism in Eukaryota, Metazoa, Chordata, Actinopteri, Salmoniformes, Salmonidae.
UUACAAACAAAACACCACAUUUUCUUACCUUACAAAAAUUAAUUGUACUAUAUUUUAAGACAAUUAAAUAAUCUACUAACAAAAAAACUGUUAGAAUUAUAAGUGUAUGUAUAUCCCUUAAGGUCCUUGUGUAAUAUGAUAUUGUACCCCCUAGCCCAAUUGUCCUUUGUAUCUUAUUUAUGUAUACUUGUGUUCCCCCAUUUACUUUCUGUAUUGAUUUGUUGUUGAAAAAAAAGAAAAGAAAUUAGAUCUGUUCUGAUUGUGUGACGUCAUUCGUGAUUUCUCUUUGGCAACCAAUGAAAGAGGUGCAUUCUAUGAAGCGGUAUCCAAUUAGAAUCAACAGAGCGGUAUUUGAAUGACUGUGGAAUUGUUCGUUGAGACUUGUUUACUUGGGCCUUGUGUCUGUGGAGAUAGCGAGCAAACAACAGAACUAAAAGCUGAGUUUUGCCCAUUAUAGCUAGCUAUCUAACUGCCUUGUUUUUAACAAAGCGUAAAGAUGUCGUCAUUGGAAGUUCGUGCUGCGGUGAGUUUUUACAAUAUGGACAAGCUAAUGUGUUUUUGUGUGCAUGUUACUCACAGCUAACGUUAACGUUACUUGCGCUUGUUAAAGUAAUACGGCUUCGUAGUUAUCUGCUUUCAGCUUGCUAUUUUUAGUUUAGCUAGCCAAUAUUUAUCUAGUAGGUAAGCAAAUAAAAUGCCAACAUUGAGUUAUUUAACCUGCCUGAACAUCUAGCUAGGUAGGUUACCUAGUGUAAUGUGGCAUGGUUAAAUCGAACGUUUUUGUCAAUAACUGACGACUUUAGUAGUCGGCAGUUUCUUUGUUAGCUAGCAAGCGAUGCAUAACUUGUAUUAUAUUUUUUGUUCACAUGGUUGGUUUGACGGGUCAUUUUUGUCUUAAACAGUUAUGGAACGCAGACAACCCAGCACUAAUGGGAAAAGCAAACGUAGCUGGAGCAAGAAGGGCUGUGCUUGGAGAGCUGUCCAACUUUCCCAAUGCCAGCAAAGCGGUGCCGUCCAAGAAGACUGUUGCUGCUGCUAAGGCUUCAACCAAACAAUCUAUGAACCAGAAAGACCAGCCAGCAGCUGUUCGGACUAAACGUUCCCCAGUUCCUCAGCCUGAAGAGUCUGCUAACGUGUCCAUGAAAGAAGAGGAAUUGUGUCAGGCGUUCUCAGUAGCUCUACUUGCUGUAGAAGACAUUGAUGAAGGGGAUUCAGACAUGCCACAACUGUGCUCUGAAUAUAUAAAGGAUAUCUAUGGAUAUUUGCAGUGCCUUGAGACCCAGCAGUCUGUCCGGCCCAAGUACAUGGAUGGCUAUGAGAUCAAUGGACGAAUGCGCGCUCUCCUGAUUGACUGGCUGAUUCAGGUGCAUUCCAGGUUCCAGCUACUGCAGGAGACUCUAUAUUUGACUGUGGCCAUCCUGGAUCGCUUUCUUCAGGUAAGCCUUGUUAAAAAAAAUGGUAUAUUCCUGUUUACUUUUUCUAACCCCUCUCUUAUCAAGGUGCAAACUAUCGGCCGCAAGAAGCUCCAGCUGGUUGGCGUGACUGCCAUGUUGUUGGCAUCCAAGUAUGAAGAGAUGUAUUCCCCGGAAAUUGGUGAUUUCGUUUACAUCACAGACAAUGCAUUCACCAAGGCCCAUAUUCGUGAGAUGGAACAGAUGAUUCUGCACAGUCUGAACUUUGAGCUUGGACGGCCUCUACCCCUACACUUCCUCAGGAGAGCCUCCAAGGCUGGCAAUGCUGAUGUUGAGAAGCACACACUAGCCAAAUACCUCAUGGAACUGACCCUCCUUGACUAUGACAUGGUGCACUACCAUCCUUCUGAGAUUGCUGCUGCAGCCUUGUGCCUCUCCCAGCUGCUGCUUGAUGAGCUCAACUGGACUCUAACGCAGGAGCAUUACUCUACCUAUAAUGAGAACCACCUCAAGCCAAUCAUGCAGCACAUCGCCAAAAAUGUUGUCUCUGUCACUGAAGGGCGAACAAAGCUUCAGGCUGUCAAGAACAAGUAUGCAAGCAGCAGGCUAAUGAGGAUCAGCCUCAUCCCUCAGCUGAAGUCUGCUGUUGUAAAUGACAUGGCUGCUGCUCUGCUCCCAGAACAUAAACCCUGAUGUGUGAUUAGACUGAUUCUUAAUCUGCUGCACUUUAUUUUUUAACUUGUUUUUUGUCUUUAAGAAUCUAUUGUGAGAUGUCCUUUUUAGACUGCUGCUUUUAAGUACAUGUAAAUAUUUAAAUUUGUACAAAUAAACGUUUUGAACCAUCUUAAACAUCA